AUGGGCCUCUCCAUAUCGUCUCUUUUCUCGCUGGUAGGAUGGAGGAAAGACCAGGACGUGCGCAUUCUCAUUUUGGGUCUGGAUUCCGCUGGGAAGACGACGAUUUUAUACCGACUGCAACUCGGUGAAGUUGUGUCGACCAUUCCAACAAUUGGGUUCAACGUCGAGACGGUCCAAUACAAGAAUAUCAAAUUUCAAGUGUGGGAUCUCGGUGGUCAAUCUAGCAUAAGACCGUAUUGGCGCUGCUAUUUCCCCAACACCUCUGCAAUCAUUUACGUGAUUGAUUCGUCUGAUCACGAUCGACUCUCGACGGCGCGAACCGAGCUGCUGACAAUGCUGUCGGAGGAGGAACUCAAGGGGGUGCCGCUGCUCGUGUUCUGCAAUAAGCAGGAUAUGGAGGGGGCGCUGAAGCCGGAGGAGAUAAGUGAGCAGCUGGGUCUUGCGGGUGGCGAAAAGUCGCGGCCAUGGAGUGUGCGGGGCAGUUGUGCGACCAAGGGCGAAGGCUUGGAGGACGGAUUGGACUGGCUGGUAAACGCGAUACAGAACAAAUGA
Messenger RNA from Pleurotus ostreatus (oyster mushroom), 552 nucleotides. It is a transcript of the gene ARF1, whose product is annotated as Arf GTPase arf1. Bases 1 to 552 code for a protein of 183 amino acids. The transcript has 7 exons. Gene Ontology annotation, biological process: intracellular protein transport; vesicle-mediated transport. Gene Ontology annotation, molecular function: GTPase activity; GTP binding. Gene Ontology annotation, cellular component: Golgi apparatus; cytoplasm. The record is from RefSeq and is a predicted model, not a curated record. NCBI's taxonomy places the organism in Eukaryota, Fungi, Basidiomycota, Agaricomycetes, Agaricales, Pleurotaceae.